Drosophila hydei is the source of this 1110-nucleotide messenger RNA. RefSeq lists its product as uncharacterized. The coding region runs from base 237 to 1091 and encodes 284 amino acids. The transcript has 2 exons. The record is from RefSeq and is a predicted model, not a curated record. NCBI's taxonomy places the organism in Eukaryota, Metazoa, Arthropoda, Insecta, Diptera, Drosophilidae.
UGUUUUCAAAGUGCAUUCAUGAAAAUAUAUUAUGUAUAUAAACAGAAAGUAAAAUUAAGCAAAUACUGAUAAUUUGCAAACUAAUUUUGAGAAAUGUUAAAGUUCCACUGAUUGCGUCUGUUGUUGGGGAAGCACUCGACAUCCCUGAUAAAAGCAGCGCGCUUUCUACAUCUUUAUAAUAAAAGCACACAGAAAUCCCCAAGCUACACUCAGUAUUAAGUUCAACUGCCGAGAAGAUGCAAAACGCUGUACUGCUGUUCACAUUACUGGUCUGCCUUGGUCCUUAUGGUGCCUUGUCUGCGACGAACCUUACGGUCUACCUGGAGGACUAUAUAGUGGGAAACCAGAGGCAAUAUGAUGCUAAGCUUAAACAGUGUGAGACUGAAUUGGCCAACAUUCGAUUAGUCUACACAGGCAGCCUGCGCGCAAUUAGCAUCCAGACAGAUCAGUUGGAAGUGAGGCUGACGGAGGCGAAAGAGCGUCUAACUCCAAUUGAGUUAAUCGACUCGUGGCACAAGGAAUGUGUACAGAAUCAAAGCAAAAACAUUCCAGACAUAGCCACAGUGCGAAAGACCCUCAACGCUUGCGCGAGUACAGCUGAAAGCAACAUCAACAGCAUUUUGACGAAUGCACAAAACACUUAUAACUCUCUAAAGAGCUACUAUGCUAACAGCUUAAAGAAUUUACUGGCCGACUGUCUAAAACGAUAUCCCGAUUCGCUAACGAACUAUACAGUUUGUAUUAAACAAGCGAUAGAUACAGUUAACACCUAUACCAUAAGCAAUCAGAAGAAUUUCAACACGUAUAUACAACAGGCAAAGUGCGCUGCGGACAUACGCAUUAACCAGGCAUGGGAGUGUGCAUUUGGCACGAUCUAUGAUUCUGCGGCUAAAGUGGGCGCAGCUUUGCGUGUCAUCGAUGAUUGCAUUCAAAAUCAACUGACCUGCGCCUCAGUGGCCUGCACCACCAGUUGCAGAAAUCACAUGGUCAUCAACUUCACCCAAAACGACUUUCUUAACGCCACCAUCAAGAAUCCCUUCUUCGGCUUGGAUAGUAAGAUCGGAUGCAUGGAGAUGAAGUUCAAGAAUUAAGGAUGUAAUAUGUGAAGCU